Mugil cephalus (flathead mullet) is the source of this 1719-nucleotide messenger RNA. It is a transcript of the gene tmed9, whose product is annotated as transmembrane p24 trafficking protein 9. Gene Ontology annotation, cellular component: COPII-coated ER to Golgi transport vesicle; endoplasmic reticulum-Golgi intermediate compartment; endoplasmic reticulum. Gene Ontology annotation, biological process: intracellular protein transport; Golgi organization; COPI coating of Golgi vesicle. Bases 30 to 707 code for a protein of 225 amino acids. The record is from RefSeq and is a predicted model, not a curated record. NCBI's taxonomy places the organism in Eukaryota, Metazoa, Chordata, Actinopteri, Mugiliformes, Mugilidae. The transcript has 5 exons.
CUCAGUGAGAGCUCUGUCCCGGCAGGAAGAUGGCGUCAGUCAGGAUCAGGAUGCAGUCGUGCGUGUUUUCACUUCUACUUGUCAACGUUUUCUACAGCUCCGUCUCCUCUUUGUACUUUCACAUCGGAGAGACCGAGAAGAAAUGUUUCAUAGAGGAAAUCCCAGACGAGACCAUGAUUAUCGGAAACUAUCGGACUCAGCUUUAUGAUAAACAGAGAGAGGAGUAUCUGCCGGCCACUCAGGGUCUGGGCAUGUUCGUCGAAGUCAAAGAUCCUGAUGACAAGGUGAUCCUGUCCCGGCAGUACGGCUCAGAGGGACGCUUCACCUUCACGUCGCACACACCUGGAGAACAUCAGAUCUGUCUGCACUCCAACUCCUCCAAGUUCUCCCUGUUUGCUGGAGGCAUGCUGAGGGUUCACCUGGACAUCCAGGUUGGAGAACACGCCAACAACUACGCCGAGAUCGCCGCCAAAGACAAACUGACGGAGCUGCAGCUGAGAGUCCGGCAGCUGGUGGAACAGGUGGACCAGAUCCAGAAGGAGCAGAACUACCAGAGGUACCGUGAGGAGCGUUUCCGUCUGACCAGCGAGAGCACCAACCAGCGGGUCCUGUGGUGGUCCAUCGUCCAGACUCUGAUCCUCGUCGCCAUCGGCAUCUGGCAGAUGAGACACCUCAAGAGCUUCUUCGAAGCCAAGAAGCUGGUGUAAACUUAUUUUCUGUGAAAGUGUGUGUGUGUGAAUGUUUGUGUGAGUGUUUGGUCUCUACUGAUGAUGCAGCGCUGAGCGGCAGCGGCCGUCGGAGGAGGAGGAGGAGGAGGAGGAGGAACUGCAGAGGAGACGGGACACAGAGAAAUCCACCUGCACAAUUUGGCUUGAAAACGACAUCUUUAUCAUUUUUACUCUUUUUGUCAGCAGCCCUGUUUGUGUUGAACCCAGCAGAACAUCAGGGAACAAAUAUUUAUUCUAACACCCACAGACGAGUUGAUGCUUUUAGAUUUGGACUCAUGUUGGUUCCAGUCUUCAUGUUUCACACACACACACAAAUGUUCAGUCCCAUUUUUCCUGUUUGGUUUCUGAUCUGUUACUGGCCACCAGAGAUAUUGAUCCCAAGGAAACAGAAAUCUUCUCCUUUGUCUCCGAACGAUGACAGAAAUUCUACUCGAUCGUUUUGUGAGUUCAGUGAUUGUUGACACUGCCAGGACUUUUGAGUUUCACAGAAAAGCUGAAUUCAUGUUCUCAGACUAAAUAUUCAGCUUCCAAGUGAUAAAUAAAUCUAAGAAUAUUCUCAGAUUUUUAUUUUGACAGUUUGUUCUUUCUCCUCAGUUACUGAGAUUUUCUUUCUUUCCUUAAAUCAGUCUGAUUGUGUUGAUCGGUAGUUUUCAGUUUUGGAGGGUAGGAUCUAAAUCGUUUUUUUGACGCUGAAACAGGGACUUGAAAUUCAGUUUUCAUGUGAAAUCUUUAAAGAAAUUGCACUUGAAAUAAAGUUUUGUCACGUUUUGGUUUUCGAAGGGUGGUGUCGGGAUUUUGACUUUUUUUUUUUUUUGGUUGUAGUUGUUGUUUUGUUUUUAACAUCCUCAUCAGAAGUCCAGCUCAUAGAGUCAUCCAGACACAAGAGUUUUUAUACGCUGUAACUAUAUUUUAUUUUGAGGAGAAUAAAAAGAUCUGAAAAUAAAUGUGACUGCAAAAUGGAAUAAAAAUUAAAACUAAUUCAAAAAACGAC